GACACAUACAAGAACAAUGAAAUACAAUGAGAUAUCCCACUUCAAUCACCCACAACACAAGCUGAGGUUUGAGUACUCUGAAUUCCCAUUCAAAUGUGAUGGCUGCAAGGAAGUUGGCAUAGGGUCACGUUACAAAUGCUCCAUUUGUGACUAUGAUCUUCACAUGCACUGUGCCAUACCUUCCCCAACUUUGUUCCACCCAUUCUACACAAAAUGUUCCUUCCAAUUCAUGUCUGUUCCACCAGGUGACACUCCUCGUUACUGCAACGCAUGUGAGAAGGACGUGAAUGGUUUUGUCUACCAUUGCAAGUCAUGUGGGUUCGACCUACACCCAUGUUGUGCUAAGCUACCAAUGGUGCUUGAUGAUGGUGAAGUGAAACUCUACUUGUAUAGGAAAGUGAGCUCACCCUGUCACCGUUGUGGUAGAAAAGGACGUAGUUGGAGUUACAGGUCAACAUGCAAGAACUACAAUUUGCAUGUGGCUUGUGUGAGGGAAAUGUUGGUGGAGAAUUGGCAUGAGUUAUAUAUUGGACAUAGCAAAGGAAGGAAAUUGGAGACAAGCAUUCCUGGCCUUAAGAAUACACUGAUGACUUCACAUAACAACAACAGAAGAAACAAAGGGAAGGUGAAAAAGUGCUGUGAGAUUGCUGCAUUGGCUGUGCAGUUUGUGAUAUCAGCAGUCUUGGGAGAUCCAACGGCUAUUAUUGCAGGUAUUGUGGGGUCACUCAUGUCACGGUCUUGAUAGGAAAAAAAUCUACAAUAUUAUGGUAUGUACAACCAACCGAACAAUAGGAGUGUUUCACAUCAACUGUAUGUACAACUGAUCAAUAGGAGUGCUCCACAUCAGUGAGUCGUAUGUACAAUCGAUCAAUAGAAGUGUUCCACAUCAGUUAAUAUGUUUUUUGAAGAAAAA
Messenger RNA from Gastrolobium bilobum, 913 nucleotides. Its product is annotated as protein VACUOLELESS GAMETOPHYTES. The transcript has a single exon. The record is from RefSeq and is a predicted model, not a curated record. The coding region runs from base 17 to 742 and encodes 241 amino acids. NCBI's taxonomy places the organism in Eukaryota, Viridiplantae, Streptophyta, Magnoliopsida, Fabales, Fabaceae.